AUGGCGGAACCAAGUACCAAGAACAUUGUCAUCCUUGGAGGUUCCUACGCCGGCGUCUCAACAGCCCAUUAUCUCCUCAAACAUGCCAUUCCAAAAUUAUCAGACUCGCACACCUAUCAAGUCGUCUUGGUCAGCGCUUCACCUGAGAUAAUAUGUCGUCCCGCCUGUCCUCGUGCAAUGAUUUCAGACGACCUCCUCUCACAGGAGAAACUCUGGGUAUCAAUUCCAGAGGUCUUCAAGAAUUACCCCGUUUCCAACUUCCGGUUCGAGCACGCCCGGGCAGAGCAUGUAGACCACGCGAAUCGGACAGUAUCCAUUCGCUACGAAGUGGAAGGGGAUGAUGAAAAAACCAUUCCUUUCCAUGCACUUGUCAUCGCAACAGGUUGUUCGACUCCAUCACCUCUCUUAGGCCUGAACAAAGACUCAGCGGAAUUACGCACGCAAUGGGCUCUUUUCCGGGAUGCGAUGAAGAAGGCGAAAAGCAUCGUUAUUGCUGGUGGUGGUCCGGCUGGGGUUGAAACUGCAGGUGAACUGGGCGAAUACCUUAAUGGACAGCCAGGCUGGUUCGCAGGCAAACUUGAGAAUCCCAAAGUAGACAUCACGGUCGUGACGUCUGCAUCUCAGAUCCUCCCAUUACUGAGACUCAGUAUCGCUGUUAAAGCAGAGGAUUAUCUCGCGUGCGUGGGUGUGACCGUUAUUAAGGGUACCAAAGUCAGGGGCGUAACGCCGCCAGAAUCAGGGACUGAUCUUGCACUUCCGACUAAAGCCACUGUAUCACUGUCCGAUGGAACGGAGCUCAAUGCGGAUAUCUAUAUCCCGGCUGUGGGUAUGACGCCUAACACAUCCUUCCUGGAUAAAUCGCUACUCAUGUCCGAUGGACGGGUGGAGACUAAUCAUUCUACUCUCCGGGUGGAUAAAGCAGGGGACCGGGUCUACGCUGUUGGUGACGUAGGCUCUUAUGCACGACCGGCUGUUCAUUCGAUUCUGAAUGCUGUGCCGGUCGUGUGUGCGAACAUCAAGCGGGAUUUACUUCUUGCGGCUGGGGAUGAUGCUGCAGCGGAGCGUUCGUUCAAGGAGGAUACGCGGGAGACACAGAUGGUUCCUAUUGGGAGGAGUAAAGGUGUUGGCGCAGCGAUGGGGUACCGGCUGCCUAGUUUCCUGGUUUGGUUGAUCAAGGGUCGGGAUUACUGGCUCUGGACGACGGCGGAUUUGUGGAGUGGGAAGCAGUGGGAGAAGGAGUCUUGA
Messenger RNA from Penicillium pulvis, 1245 nucleotides. RefSeq names its product NAD(P)/FAD-dependent oxidoreductase. Bases 1 to 1245 code for a protein of 414 amino acids. The record is from RefSeq and is a predicted model, not a curated record. Gene Ontology annotation, molecular function: flavin adenine dinucleotide binding; electron-transferring-flavoprotein dehydrogenase activity. Gene Ontology annotation, cellular component: cytoplasm. The transcript has a single exon. Lineage: Eukaryota; Fungi; Ascomycota; Eurotiomycetes; Eurotiales; Aspergillaceae.